This is a messenger RNA of Psylliodes chrysocephalus, 1916 nucleotides long. Lineage: Eukaryota; Metazoa; Arthropoda; Insecta; Coleoptera; Chrysomelidae. The record is from the annotation of a GenBank genome assembly.
CUACAAAAUCAAUCUUAUAAUAUGAAAUGGGUCAUUUUGUAAGUUUCACUUUACGAAGGACCGUCGUUUGCCCUCAAAUCCCACAUUAAAAAUCCCGUUAAUCCCAGUUUCCCCUCAUUAUUUUUGAAAACCUUGAUAGUCGAAGUGAACCGAUCUACCCCGAUCGCAUCUUUUCUUCUCGCCAGUCGCCAUUGAGCAGCCAUUUUGAUGUGUAAGGGAGUGCUCAAGUACCAAAAAUUAGUGUUCCAAAUAGUUUUUGACUAGUGGAAAGUUGACAAAAUUACUAGUUAGUGAUACAUAUGGCUUGUUUAAAUACAUUGAAGCAGGAAAUAAGGACAUUAGAAUCGAUAUUUACGAAAAAUCAUGAACGGUUUCAGAUCAUCUCGGCAAGUGUUGACGAAUUGACUUGUAGGUUUAUAGGAAAGAAUUGUGUCGAAUACACGAUCCAUGCGAAUAUUACGGAAACCUAUCCAGCUGUUCCGCCAGUUUGGUUUGCCGAUUCGGAAGAGACUAGUAUAGCAAAUGCUGUUCAAAUUUUAAGUAACACAGAAGGUCUGGACAAUCAUGUCCUAUAUCAAGUGAUAAUACUGCUCAGGGAACUGUGCCGACUUCAUGCAGUUCCUGAGCCACCCGAUUUAGAAAGACUGCAUAUCUUAGAUCCACAAACAACUAAUCGAAUAAGUGCUCGAUGUAAUAGCAGCAGCCACAGCGUUGGGGGUGGCGGAGGCGACGAGGCCAUGAUGGAGGAUGAAGGUCUGGACAGCGAUGCUGAUCUAGACAUCGGCGAAAGUGACGGAGAAGAGGAGAGCGACGCCGACGAAGAUCUCGCCAUGGAAAUGGAGGACAACAGGCCCAAGGCGGACGAAAUGGGCGUUGAACACUUGGCGACACUGGAAAGGCUUCGGCAGAACCAGCGACAAGACUAUUUGAAGGGUUCCGUGUCUGGUUCCGUCCAAGCGACAGAUCGACUGAUGAAAGAACUGCGCGACAUCUAUCGGUCAGACUCUUUUAAAAACAAAAUGUACCAAAUCGAACUGGUCAAUGAUUCCCUAUAUGAAUGGAAUGUCAGACUCAUGUGCGUCGAUCCAGACAGUCCGCUUAGUCACGAUCUGCAGAUGCUCAAAGAGAAAGAGGGAAAGGACGCUAUACAUUUGAAUAUGUUGUUUAAGGAUACAUAUCCUUUUGAACCUCCUUUCGUUAGGGUUGUGCAUCCUAUUAUAUCAGGUGGUUAUGUGUUAGUGGGCGGGGCCAUAUGUAUGGAAUUACUGACAAAGCAGGGCUGGUCAAGUGCGUACACGGUCGAAGCGGUGAUAAUGCAGAUCUCGGCGACGCUGGUCAAGGGCAAAGCCCGAAUCCAAUUCGGUGCACCAAAAGUUUGUUCGCAGGGACAGUACAGUUUGGCGAGGGCUCAACAAAGUUUCAAAUCACUUGUACAAAUCCACGAGAAAAAUGGUUGGUUCACACCUCCAAAAGAAGAUGGCUAAACAACACCAACAGUAUUUUUUUAAUAUUAUUUUUGUUUUCUAUUAUAUUUUUCCGAGGGCGUAGAAACACAUCUUAUCAGGUUCGCCCUAACAUCUCCCCAACAAAAUCCUGCUACUAAUCGUCGACAAAACAAAAAGAAAAAACAAAUUAAAAUCGUUGUAAUUAGUGCCUGUGGAUAAUUCUUUUUGGUUAUUAACAUUGUCGGCAAAAGACUUAGCGAUUUUAGGUAUUGUUUUUUUUUAUUAGAGAAUGUCAUCUUUAGUAUUAAAAUCGCGAUGUAUCUAAAAAUGACUGACCGUUUUUAAAGUUUAUAGAUACCAGGGACGUUCGAUAAGUAUUUGAACUGGUCUCAGCGCGAAUUGAAAAAUCUUUUUUGUUUUCCAUUCAGUGACAUUAAAUUUACUCAGUUGUCCGAGUAAAAGUAUCCAGAG